AUGUCAGCGAUAAGUCCUUGUGCACGAUGGAACAUAGUAGGGACAACCAUAGCCGGAACGGGUACGGCUGGAAAUGGUUCCAAUCAACUCGACUAUCCAGAAGGGCUUUUUAUUCAUAAACCAACUAAUACAUUAUAUGUGGUUGAUUCGUUUAAUUCGCGCAUUCAAAGUUUUUUACUCGAUCAAUCGUCGAACAUCAGCACCAUUGUAAUACCUAAUUUACGGUAUCCUAGUCGAAUCUAUGUCGACGAUGGUGAAAACGUCUCAACCAUCUAUGCCACAGACUCAUAUCCGCUAUAUUGUGGCGUUCAAUGGGUCGUAGGAGCACCGUCUGGUGUAUCAUUAGGUGAUAAAUUCAGUUCUUGUCGGGGUAUUUCGAUUGACAAAGAGAAAAGUGUCUUUUUGACGGAUUGGCUAUUAGACAUUUUAAUUAAAGAGUCACCAGGAAUGAAUGACAGUAUAGUCAUUGCUGGUAAGCCAAAAGAAUGUAAUUCGACGAGCAAACAUUUCUGCGGUCCUAGCGGCAUCUUUGUCGAUCAAACUAGUGGUACAGUAUAUGUAGCUGAUACCUGGAACAAUCGUAUCCAAAAAUGGCUGAAAAAUGCACAAGAAGGAAUCACAGUGGCUGGUUCAAGCAAUGGUAGUUAUGGACAUGAUGCUGCAUCGUUAUACUCCCCUCAAGAUGUGUUUGUUGACAUCGAUACUAGUGUAUUAUAUAUUGCUGAUGGAUACAAUGGACGAAUUCAACGUUGA
Rotaria sp. Silwood2 is the source of this 753-nucleotide messenger RNA. NCBI's taxonomy places the organism in Eukaryota, Metazoa, Rotifera, Eurotatoria, Philodinida, Philodinidae. The record is from the annotation of a GenBank genome assembly.